This is a messenger RNA of Felis catus (domestic cat), 1938 nucleotides long. RefSeq names its product arylsulfatase B (gene ARSB). Lineage: Eukaryota; Metazoa; Chordata; Mammalia; Carnivora; Felidae. The record is from RefSeq and is marked provisional.
AGGAUGGGCCGGCGCGGCGCUGCGAGCCUGCCCCGAGGCCCCAGCCCGCGGCGGCCGCUCCUCCCCGGCGUCCUCCCCUUGCUGCUGCGGCUGCUACUGCUGCCGUCCCGGCCGGGCGCAGGAGCCGGGGCCGACCGGCCGCCGCAUCUCGUCUUCGUGUUGGCGGACGACCUGGGCUGGAACGACGUGAGCUUCCACGGCUCGAAUAUCCGCACGCCGCACCUGGACGAGCUGGCAGCCGGCGGGGUGCUCCUGGACAACUACUACACGCAACCGCUGUGCACGCCAUCGCGGAGCCAGCUGCUCACCGGCCGCUACCAGAUCCACACAGGUUUACAACACCAAAUAAUCUGGCCCUGUCAGCCCAGCUGCGUCCCUCUGGAUGAAAAACUCCUGCCCCAGCUUCUAAAAGAAGCAGGCUACACUACCCAUAUGGUCGGAAAAUGGCACCUGGGAAUGUACCGGAAAGAAUGUCUUCCAACCCGCCGAGGAUUUGAUACUUACUUUGGAUAUCUCUUAGGUAGUGAAGAUUACUAUUCCCAUGAGCGCUGUGCAUUAAUUGACAGUCUGAAUGUCACACGAUGUGCUCUUGAUUUUCGAGAUGGGGAACAGGUUGCAACAGGAUAUAAAAAUAUGUAUUCGACAAACAUAUUUACUGAAAGAGCUACAGCCCUCAUAACUAGCCAUCCACCCGAGAAGCCUCUGUUUCUCUACCUUGCUCUUCAGUCUGUCCACGAACCCCUUCAGGUCCCUGAGGAGUACCUGAAACCCUACGACUUUAUCCAAGAUAAGAAUAGGCAUUACUAUGCAGGAAUGGUGUCUCUUAUGGAUGAAGCAGUGGGAAAUGUCACAGCAGCCUUAAAAAGCCACGGGCUCUGGAACAACACGGUGUUCAUCUUCUCCACAGAUAAUGGAGGACAGACAUUGGCAGGGGGCAAUAACUGGCCCCUUCGAGGAAGAAAAUGGAGCCUGUGGGAAGGAGGCAUUCGAGGAGUGGGCUUUGUGGCAAGCCCCUUGCUGAAGCAGAAGGGUGUGAAGAACCGGGAGCUCAUCCACAUUUCUGACUGGUUGCCGACUCUCGUGAAGCUGGCCAGGGGAAGCACAAAAGGCACCAAGCCUCUGGAUGGCUUUGAUGUGUGGAAAACCAUCAGUGAAGGAAGCCCAUCCCCCAGAAAGGAGCUGCUGCAUAAUAUCGACCCAAACUUUGUGGAUAUUUCACCGUGUCCUGGGAAAAGCCUGGCACCAGCAAAGGAUGAUUCUUCUCAUCCAGCGUAUUUAGCCUUCAACACAUCUCUGCAUGCUGCAAUUAGACACGGGAACUGGAAACUCCUCACCGGCUACCCAGGCUGUGGCUGUUGGUUUCCUCCGCCGUCUCCAUACAACGAUUCUGCGAUACCCUCAUCAGACCCACCGACCAAGACCCUCUGGCUCUUUGAUAUUGAUCAGGACCCAGAAGAAAGACAUGACCUGUCAAGAGACUAUCCCCAUAUUGUCGAGCAGCUCCUUUCCCGCCUCCAGUUCUACCACAAACAUUCAGUGCCUGUGCAUUUCCCGGCACAGGACCCCCGCUGUGACCCCAAGGGCACUGGGGCCUGGGGCCCUUGGGUAUAGGACUUCUGGCAGCCUGGGGGAGCCAGACCACCUUUUCUGUCACAAGUUAGACUUCAGGCCUUUACUCCUGCAUCUCGUGUCUCUCCCAGCCUGGGUUCGCCUGGUCCUUCUCUUGUUUCUGAACCACACUGAGGAAUCUCAUUUCAAACCCCAGUGCAUAUAAGAAGCUGAUAAAACCUGGAACAGUCCUGUUGUUGGCUGGGGUGUGUGUCUAGAGGAGAGGGGGGCUGAGUUCAACCCCUUUUUCCUGAGUGUGGGACAGCUGGGAACUUGACUUGAAAUAGGAAGUUCUCGUUGAGUCCUAGAGGCUGGAGCAGCUGGCUCUUU